AUGGGAAAAGAUUACUAUCAGAUUCUUCAAUUAACCCGAAGUGCCAAAGACAAUGAUAUCAAAUCAGCGUAUCGUCGAUUAGCUCUUAAAUAUCAUCCAGUUAAAAAUACCAAUGAUCAUAAUGCUCUUACUAAAUUUAAUGACCUUGCUGAAGCUUAUGAUGUAUUAAGUGAUCAUAAAAGACGAGCUAUCUAUGAUCAAUAUGGUGACGAAGGUUUAAAAAAUGGUGUACCCAUGGGGCCAAAAAAUGAAUGGAAUGAAGGCUAUGUAUUUCAUGGUAAUGCUGAUAAAGUUUUUCGAGACUUUUUCGGUGGCGAUAAUCCAUUUGAGGAAUUUUACGCCAGUGCUGAUCAAGAUAAAAACUUAGGCUUUGGUGGAUUAGAUGGUCGAGGCCGUAAAAAACAAGAUCCACCAAUAAUACGUGAUCUUCUACUUUCACUUGAAGACUGCUAUCAUGGUGCAGUUAAAAAGAUAAAAAUUAGUCGACGGGUACUGAAUGAUGAUGGUAUCACAUCGAGUAUUCGUGAAAAAAUUCUUUCAAUAACAGUUAAACGUGGUUGGUUACCGGGUACAAAAGUAACUUUCGAAGGUGAAGGUGAUCAAGGUCCAAAUAAUAUUCCAUCGGAUCUUGUAUUUACUGUAAAAGAUAAACCACAUUCGCAUUUUCGUCGUGAAAAUGCUGAUAUUAUCUAUACAGCUAAAAUAAGUUUAGGACAGGCAUUAACAGGUACAACGUUACAUAUUGAACAUCUCGAUGGAAGAAUACUUGAUGUUCCUGUUAAUGAAAUUGUGAAACCUGGAUUUAAAAAACGUAUACCAAGUCAAGGUAUGCCCUUAAUGUCAAGUCCAGACAAAUAUGGUGAUAUGGUUAUUGAAUUCAAUGUUGACUAUCCAAAUGGAUUAAACUCUGAACAAAAAUUCCUUAUUAAAGAGGCCUUAAUUAAUCAGAAUAUUAAUAAUAAUAAAAAACAAAACCAACAGCAAAAUCAAAAUCGAAAGAAAGCUCUUUCGAACGACGAAUAA
Messenger RNA from Rotaria socialis, 1023 nucleotides. NCBI's taxonomy places the organism in Eukaryota, Metazoa, Rotifera, Eurotatoria, Philodinida, Philodinidae. The record is from the annotation of a GenBank genome assembly.